This is a messenger RNA of Candoia aspera, 720 nucleotides long. RefSeq names its product actin-like protein 9. The coding region runs from base 1 to 720 and encodes 239 amino acids. The record is from RefSeq and is a predicted model, not a curated record. Lineage: Eukaryota; Metazoa; Chordata; Lepidosauria; Squamata; Candoiidae. The transcript has 2 exons.
AUGGGAAGGUCAAGUACUCCAGAAAGAGGACGUUCAGCUGUCAAGACAGGAGCUGUUGUCAUAGAUACUGGUACAGGGACAUGUAAAGCUGGCUUUGCUGGUCAGCAGACCCCCCAGGCAGUUAUUGGGACAUUGGUUGGACACCCUACAGAAAAAUCUAUGAGGACUAGAAGAGAUAGACCAGAUACAUUCAUUGGAGAGCAAGCUCGAUUGGAACCUGAUAUUGAUAUCAUUUUUCCAGUAAGGCAUGGCAUAAUCAUAGACUGGGAAGCAGCUGAAGCACUGUGGAGGCACCUGUUCUACCAUGACCUCAAAGUUGCUCCAGAAGAACAUGCACUUUUAAUGUCUGAUCCUCCUCUCUGUCCAACUACAAACAGGGAAAAAUUGGUGGAGGUUGUCUUUGAGUCUCUCAAUUCUCCUGGAAUGUAUGUGGCAUAUCAGUCUGUACUGUCAGUGUACGCUCAUGGAAAAAUGAGUGGAUUAGUGGUAGAUACAGGCCAUGCUAUGACACACACUGUACCAGUCCAUGAAGGAUACAAUUUGCCACAUGCCAUAGAAAGGAUGGACAUUGCUGGAGCCAAUAUGACAUCUUUUUUGAUCUAUUCUGUCUGGACAGGAGGUUCCGUUCUUGCUUCCCUGAAAAACUUCCAGCCAUGCUGGAUCAGAAAGGAGCAAUACCAUGAAAGUGGACCAUACAUUGUCCACAGGAAGUGCUACUGA